Messenger RNA from Limulus polyphemus (Atlantic horseshoe crab), 624 nucleotides. It is a transcript of the gene ND-B18, whose product is annotated as NADH dehydrogenase [ubiquinone] 1 beta subcomplex subunit 7-like. The coding region runs from base 49 to 429 and encodes 126 amino acids. The record is from RefSeq and is a predicted model, not a curated record. NCBI's taxonomy places the organism in Eukaryota, Metazoa, Arthropoda, Merostomata, Xiphosura, Limulidae. The transcript is spliced from 3 exons. Gene Ontology annotation, cellular component: mitochondrion.
UAGUUAACCAACUUGUCUGGUAUAGCAGAAGUGUUACUAUUAGUAAAGAUGGGACAAGUUUUUUCAGCUAAUUUUAUGGCAGAAAAAACUAAGCCAGAUCACAAGAAUAAUCCGACUUUUGACCCAUUAUAUGGAUUUCCGAAUGGAAGAAAAGAAAGAGUAAUGAUAGCCACUGAAGAACAAAUGGAAUCUGCCAAGUUGCCACUAGAAAAUCGAGAUUACUGUGCUCACCUUUUACUGAAACAUUUUGCAUGUCGAGCUGACCAGUUUCCAUUUGUUUACAAAUGCGCACACGAGAAACACCAGUAUCUUGAUUGUCAGCAUGAAGAUUACAUCUUGAGGAUGAAAGAAUACGAACGUGAAAAACGGCUACUUGCACGAGAAGCCAAAAAACGAUCCAAACAGCAGGUGGAGGAACUGGAAGAAUAAGAGUGUGCCUGGCUACAUGUUACAUAAUUCAUUUGGACUUGAACCCAUUGUAUAGGAAUGAAGCUAGAAUAUGGUAGAAAGCAUUGUAGGUAGAAUAUUAAAAGAGCAAAUCAGUUUCUGUACAAAAACUAAUAAAAAGUUUGGUGUACUCUUAGUGUACAUUAAGAGCUAAUAAAUAUGGUUGUUCCUUUGUUU